Closterium sp. NIES-65 is the source of this 1443-nucleotide messenger RNA. Lineage: Eukaryota; Viridiplantae; Streptophyta; Zygnematophyceae; Desmidiales; Closteriaceae. The record is from the annotation of a GenBank genome assembly.
AUGGCUGCCGCGAUCGAGGAAAAGCGCCGAGCAACAUCUGCUGCAGUUGCGGCAGUACAGGCUGGCGGAGGGAAGCGGCGCAUAACCGACUACUUGGAGGAAGAUGCCGCUGCGGCUAAGCGGGAUGCUCACGAGGGCCUUGCGCUGAUGUUUGCGGCCCGCACAAUCCCGGAGGUCACCAUGGACCACCCGCUGUUCAUCAACGCCAUGCUGCUCGUCAACCGCGCCGGCAACGGCUACGUCCCUUGUGCCACGCAUGUGAUGGAUCUCCUCCUGGAGGACGUGGGAAAGAUGGGGUGGGCAAAAGGGGUGGUGGAUCGGACUGGGGAGAUGAGUUCGUUCGUUCGCAACCAUCAUUGGACGCGCGCUUACCUGAGGACCAAGGAGUUGGUGGAGGGGAAGGUGCUGCAGCUGCUGAAGCCAGCGGGAACACGGUUCGGGACACAAUACAUUGCUGUGUCCCGCCUUUGUCAGUUGCGUAGCACCCUCAACGCGAUGGUGCUUUCCGACAGGUGGAAGGAGUGGGCCUCGGGGUCGCAGAAGGAAACUGCCGAGACCUUUGCUGCACGGGUCCUCGAUGACGCAUGGUGGCGGACGGCAAAAUUCUUCUGCAAGCUGAUGCAACUGCCCUACAAGGCGAUGCGGCAGACUGACGCAGAUGCCAAUGGGAUGAUGGGCCGGCUCUACGAUGUAAUGCUGCAGCUUACCGAGGAUGUCAACAACAUCCUGGACGAGGAUGAGCAGCAGCUGAGUAGCGCGGACAAGGAAAAGAUCCGCAGCAUCAUCAAGGACCGCUGGGAUAACAACCUCGCCUGCGCCAUGCACGUUGCUGGCCGAAUCCUCAACCCCGCCAACCAGGAGGAGGAUAUCUUUGGCAGCGACGCCGAAUGCACCAGGGUUAUCAAGGCGUUAAUCAACCAGCACGUGGAGUUCCUCAUCGGCCACGACGGGAAGGGGAGGGAUGAGGGUCCAGAUUACUUGCUUGCCUUGGGUGACGGGCUGAGGGCUUUCUUGGACAUGAAAGGCAGUUUUGGGAUGCCGGAGGCGCUUGCACAGAGGGAGAUGGUGAAGGCGGGUAAGUACAGCAUGGUGAAGUGGUGGCAGUGGAACGGCACAGAUGCACCUCACCUGAUGCGCUUCGCCGUGAGGGUGCUAUCUCAGCCUAUAUCGGCAUCCCCUUGUGAGCGUGGGUGGGGAACUUGGGAUGCAGUCCACACAGCCCGCCGGAACCGCCUUGGAUCUGCAAAGUGCCAGGACCUGGUUUUUGUUGCGCACAACUGGAAUGUUGUGCGCAACUGGCACUCGCGCGCAGAUGUAAUGCCGAACGUUGUGCCAGGGAUUGGGGACGAGCCUCCUAUCCCCAAGGGGUACAACGGGUUGGAUGAGACGGAGGUGGAGGAGGAGGAAGGCGAGGAUGACGUCCUGGAGGACGAGUACGCUUAG